Molecule: messenger RNA, 345 nt
Organism: Drechmeria coniospora
Lineage: Eukaryota; Fungi; Ascomycota; Sordariomycetes; Hypocreales; Ophiocordycipitaceae
Product: stress responsive A/B barrel domain-containing protein
Exons: 2
Coding region: 1-345 (114 amino acids)
Source: RefSeq, a predicted model, not a curated record
AUGGCCGAACGCAUUCACCGAAUUACCAUGUUCAAGGCUCCCAAGGCUGAGGACCAACAGAAACUAAUCGCCGAGUACAAGCUGGUCGACGAGAACGGCAAGAAGGAUGGCAAGCCGUACAUCCUAUCCCUGGCCGUCGGCAUUGCAGAGAAUGACCCCCGAUCGCAGGGCUACACCGUCAUCUGCAAGACGGAGUUUGCCAGCUUGGAUGACUUGAGAUACUACGACGACAAGUGCGAGGCCCACCAGAAGCUCAAGGUCGCGGCAAAGGACCUCACCAUUGAGGGUAUCCAAACGGUGUAUUUUAAGCCUCAGCUCAUGGGAGGCUCCUCCAAGCUGUCGUAG